AUGGACGCGCCUGGCGCGACGGAGCCAGAGGGUGGAGUUCGCUCUGAAGAGCUGUCCGAUGCGGCAUCUUCUAUGCAAGAGACGGAUUCCCAGCGCAAUCGCUCCGCACAUGUACACGACGGUAGCGACCGCGAUUCAGAGACUCAGGACGAGGAUGUGGAACACGAGGGCAGCGCGGAAGAAGACGAGGAGGACGAUGAUGAACCGCAUCUUAAGUAUGCACACUUGACCAAGCAUCUUGGUGGAGUCUAUCGCAACGGAGAUGCAACCAGCUCCUUUCUCGCAGCCGCAGAUAAGAUGCACGUACUAUCAAUACCUCUAUUACACUCCCUUCGCGUCUACCACGCCCAUUCUGCGAGCAUAACAUGCAUUUCGAUCUCGCCAUACCCACCUCCACUCCCUACCUUACGAGCCGAGAAUCUCAGCAGAGUAACUGAAGACCAAGGCUUCUCGGCGCCGUCCUCCAGCGGGGGAAGCAUCCGAGGUCAAUCGAGAACGAGUCACCAGUCCACUCUCCCUGCAACCCCGUCAAAUUCCAUAUAUAUUGCGACGUCGUCGAUCGAUGGGAAUGUUUGUGUUGCAUCUUUGGUCGAUCCGAAAGAUGUCCUUUUGCGUAACUUUGGGCGACCAGUCCAGGCUGUCGCCUUGUCCCCGGAUUACAAGAGCGACAGGACUUUCUUGUCGGGAGGACGCGCUGGCGACUUAAUCCUCACUACUGGAGGAAGAGUCGGCGUAAGCACGAAUUCGACGACAAUGGGAGGUGCCGCAGCCGCAGCUACAAGCUGGCUGGGUUCGAUAGGCCUCGGCGCAAACACGGGCAAGGACACCGUAUUACAUAGUGGCGAGGGGGCCAUCAGCACAAUUAAAUGGUCACUGUCAGGAAAAUAUGUGGUAUGGGUCAAUGAGGAGGGAAUCAAGAUCAUGCGUUCAAACUUGCGCCUGGAAUCUUCCGACACAGAACUCGCCUGGAAACGAAUCAGCCAUAUCGACCGGCCUAACCGGCCUGGAUGGGAGGAAAUGGCUAGUGUUUGGAAGGCUCGCGCUGAAUGGGUUGAUCAAAUCGCUUUGAGCAAUGACGACUCUCCUCACAGCAAGUCGGGUGCUCAUCAUGGCGGUCCGACCAGGAUCCCACCAGUCAUCCAGGAGGAGAAUGUUGAAAAGCUGGUAGUCGGUUGGGGAGGAACAGUCUGGGUGAUCAACGUAUACCCUGACCGGCCGAACAAGAACAUUAAAAACCACAAUAUUGGGUCUGUGGAGGUUUCCACCAUACUACGGACUGAUUGUGUUAUAUCUGGCAUUUCGCUAUAUACGCCGAAUCUUUUGGUUGUCCUUGGCUAUAUUGAGGCAGACAAUGAUGCCUCAGAGGAGGAGAUGUCGAAACUAGGUCUUCGCCCAGGAAUGCGCCGCCGCCCACGGGGACUGGAGCCUGAGCUUCGCAUAAUCGAUAUCGACACCAAGGAAGAGAUUAGCGCCGAUACCCUUUCGGUUAGUCGAUACCAGACGCUCACUUCUUCAGACUACCACAUGUGCGUGCUUCCUCCUUGGAAGGCGAACGUCCCAGUGCACCAACGUGGAGCGCUGGAGAGUCUAGGAACUGGAUUCUGGGACGCGACCAUGUAUCCUGCGCGACUUUUUAGCUCCGGCGCAAGCAUCCGCAGUACGACAAGCAGUGGCGAUAAAGGUUCUAGCAAAGCACCUAGCAUGUAUGCUUCACGGAGGAUACCUACUGAGGAACCACUAUCCAAGGAAGUGCAGGAUGUUGCAAAGAGUGUCGGGGCCAAGAUAUUCAUGCACAGCCCUUAUGACUGCGUUGCGGCCCUGAAACGAGAUCUUUCAGAUCGACUCGCAUGGCUGGACGAGCAUGAACAGUACGAGGACGCUUGGAAGCUUCUUGACGAGCAUCCAGAAGCCGCAGGCCCUGGGAACGGGAACGAUGCCAACGACAGCAUUGCCGGCACUCCCGGAAAGUCUCAAAGUAGCUUGGGUGAUUUCUUUGCUGAUGACAGGUCGUCCAUGACAACCACUGGCCGGGGGACCACUUCUGCGGCGGAAUAUGAAAAGCGCCGUAUCGGUGAGCUCUGGAUUGAGCAGCUCGUUGAUGCCGAUAAAUGGGAGGAAGCUGCAGGGGUAUGUGCGAAGGCCGUCAAUACCACACCGCGGUGGGAACACUGGAUCGACACUUUCAUCAAGAAUGACAAGGUAGAUGAAAUAUCCACUGUUAUUCCUGUUGAUUUACACCCGCCACUGCCUUCGAACCUCUAUGAAACCAUUCUCAAGCAUUAUGUUUCUCGGGACCGAUCGAAGUUCAAUGGACUGCUUGAAUCGUGGCCAUUCGACCUUUUCGACGUCGAUAACGUGACAGAAAUCAUUGACAAUGAAUUGCGAUUUAGCGCAGUCGAACCCGACAGCGAUGACUGGCGCCUCUUGACGAAGUGUCUCGCUAAGCUGUAUCUUGCAGGGGGCCAUUACGGCGAAGCUCUUCGCUGUUAUAUCCGGCUGCAGGAUGCAGAUACAGCAAUGACUCUGAUUAGAGAUCAUCGCCUCCUGGAUACUCUGUCCGAUGACAUUCCAGCAUUCAUCAUGAUUCGAGUAUCCAAGGAACAGAUGAAGUCUGCACCCGUGUCUGAACUUGAAGAGGUCACCGCAGAGCCGAUUAAACUCCUUGUCAGCGAAGCCUACACUGGUAUCGUGCGUCCCGACACGGUGGUCGAGCAACUGAAAACGGCAAACAGACUCCUCUUCCUGUACUUUUACCUCCGAGCUCUUUGGCGUGGAGAGUCCCUUCCUCAUGGUGCCGCGAAACCGCGCCGCGGCCACGGCGCCCACAUCCGCGACGCAGCAAACAAGCUGGCCGCAGACGAAGGAAAAGCCCUGGUCGACAAUUUCGCCGACACUGCCGCGGAAUUAUUUGCCGAUUACGACCGUCCUCUCCUGAUGGAGUUCCUCCAAACCAGCAUCGCCUACUCCUUCGACUCGGCCGUUACCAUCUGCGAAAACCGCCACUUCACCCCGGAGCUCAUCUACCUCCUCUCCAAAACCGGACAGACCAAACGGGCUCUGAACCUGAUCCUCUCCGACCUCAAGGACGUCUCGCAGGCUAUCUCCUUCGCCAAAUCGCAGGAUGACCCCGACCUGUGGGAAGACCUUCUGGACUACUCGAUGGAUAAACCGCGGUUUAUCCACGGCCUCCUGGUCGAAGCCGGCACGUCCAUCGACCCCAUCAAGCUGGUCCGACGGAUCCCCAGCGGUCUGGAAAUCGAGGGUCUGAGAGAGGGGCUCACCCGUCUGAUCCGGGAACACGACCUGCAGGCCAGCAUCAGCCAAGGCGCCGCCAAAGUCCUACAGAGCGAAGUCGCCGUUGGCAUGGAUGCCUUGCGCCAGGGCCAGCGCCGCGGGAUCAAGUUUAACAUCGUCGAGGACGCCACGUCGCCGACAUCCGAUGGCUUCAAAGACGAGACAAAGGACGAUACCGCCUCGGAAAAGACAUCUGCACCAUCUCCAUCCCGCGCAUCGACCGCGUCGCGCGCCGGAACUUGUGCCGGCUGUCAUCAUUCUUUUCACGCGAAUGAGAAGGAGAUCCUCGUCGGAUUUGCCUGCGGCCAUAUCUUCCAUCUUUCACAUGUUCAUCCGACCGAAUCCCCUACAUCCACCCCCGAAAGCCGCUCGGCUGCUCAGACUCCCAGACCACUUCCUCCCUCUCGCACCCCCACACUCGAUGACUUGUCCCUCUCCACGUCUAAAACAGUCGGUCCAAAGGUGACGACUGCGCGACUGCUGCGGGAUCGGAUCGGGGACGGGUGCCGGAUCUGCGCGUUGGGAAAGGAUCUUGACGCCAUAGGGGAGACGGAGACAUGA
This is a messenger RNA of Aspergillus terreus NIH2624, 3855 nucleotides long. Its product is annotated as CLH domain-containing protein. Gene Ontology annotation, biological process: macroautophagy; endosomal vesicle fusion; protein targeting to vacuole. Gene Ontology annotation, molecular function: protein binding. The coding region runs from base 1 to 3855 and encodes 1284 amino acids. The transcript has 4 exons. Gene Ontology annotation, cellular component: HOPS complex; late endosome. Lineage: Eukaryota; Fungi; Ascomycota; Eurotiomycetes; Eurotiales; Aspergillaceae. The record is from RefSeq and is a predicted model, not a curated record.